Messenger RNA from Linum trigynum, 2774 nucleotides. Lineage: Eukaryota; Viridiplantae; Streptophyta; Magnoliopsida; Malpighiales; Linaceae. The record is from the annotation of a GenBank genome assembly.
UGUCACAAUCUCACCUUUUGGUAGAGAUUGAUAAUCACGCAUUUUGAGUGAUUGUAGAUGAGGCUGGGAAAAGGUAAUACACGUAUUCUGUCAUAAAUUUAACAAAAAAAAAUGACUUAAUCUUGACAUUACAUGCAUUGACUAAAUACAUCGCUUGAAAUCCCAACCUCCAAACGACUUAAUCUUGACAUUACAAUCAUCUCUAUUACUAACAAUGGGGUAAAUGCCAUGAUUGGUCACUAAGAUUACUAAAAAGUGUCAAGUAUGAUCACUAAAAACCUUUUAUUCCAUUCGUGGUCACUAAAAUUACGAAAAAAAUGUCAAGUUUGGUUACUCUCCGUCCACUCUGUUAACUUUUGCUUAUGUGGCAGUUAACUUUUAAAUAUAUGACGUGACAAUAAUAAAAUCAAAUAUUUCAAAAUUUCCACUCAUAAAAAAUAAAAAAGAUCGGGUGCUUCCCCCACGCCUGGGGCGGGGCCGCCGCUGCCCUGAUCCGGAAUCAGCCAUUGGUGGCCGUUGGUGGUGAUGAUGGUUCUGGGAUUUGGGAUUCGAAAUUCGACGGGGAGUCGAUAUUCUCGCAGAAUGAGAUGCUCCUUGAGCGAUCGCCAUCUCCGACGGUGGAGCAGAGGAAGUCACCGGCUAUUACCAGAAGGUUCGUCUUCAAUGAUGCCGGAUUGGCCAGUCUGAAAGAGAAAUUGAUGGAGCCAAUGAUCAGUAGACUAAAAGCAGUAACUGUAAUUCUUCGCGAGUCCAUUCUCGACGCAAUUACCGCCAGCAAAAUCGUGACCCAAGCUGUUAACCUGCGGCGGAAGGGGAACCCGCCGUUCCCGUCAAAUUCAUUCGGGAACUACGUAAUCCACGCCAUUGCUACAAUCGACCCGUGAGAUUGAAGACCCGAGCUGUUGCUUAGAGAAGCUGUUGAUGGAUUCCGUAGUGGAGAGGGCCGGCGGCGAGUUCGUGAGCAAGAUUCAGGGGAGGGGAGGGGCGACUCUGUUGGCGGAGGCGGCGGCAGAUAAGUUUCACGAGCUGGAGCAGGCUGGGGUUGUACGACGUUGAUUGCAGGUGGGGGAAGCUGGUGUGGGUGGGUUAGCUGUUGAGCGGUUGAGCGGACAGCGGCGACGAGGGGGUUGGAUUUGGUAAUGAUUUUGGACACCAAGGACGGGAGAGGAACAUGAAAAAGCCAUCGGUAUACAAGUAGGGAUGGCAAUCAAACCCAUGGCCGCGGGUAUCCGACCGCCCCCGACCCAGUCAACGCGGGGAAUCCCCGCUUUGACCGGGUAUGGGGCGGGUAUGGGUAAAACCCGCAAAAAGUUUGAUGGGUAUGGGGCGGGUAUGGUUUUAGCCUCCCCCGCCCCAUACCCAUCCCCAUACCCGCCCCACCAAGAUAAUUUCUUCAUAUAUAAAAAAAUAUGUGCAUCAAAUUAUAAUCUAUCAAUGACGAUGAUGAUAACUUGAGAAAAUAAAUAGUACAAAUGCAAUUGAGUGACCAUCUUAAUCAAAAUCUAAUCAUUUCUCUCAAUUCUCAUUUCACUCUUUCACUUUCCCCCUUGUCAACAAGAUUAUGUUAGUUAAUUAUUAUUUAGUAGAUGUAUCAGAGUUAGAACAUAAUAAUUUGAAAAAUAUUAUACUCUAUAUUAUGUAUUAAUGGACAUUUUAGGAUCAUAAUCUUUGAACCAUAUUAAAAAAAUGACCGUGUUUUGUCGACUUCAUGAUAUAAUAUGUUCGUUUAGAGUUAUAAUUAGAACUUUUCUUGUAAGUUUUAGAUAUAAUAAUGUUGGAUGUACGGGUAUGGGUAUUGCCCAUGGGUACCCGAAACCCACGGGUAUGGGGAUGGGUUUGCAAAACAUUCCCCGCAUGGGUAUGGGGCGGGUAUGGGUUUGGGUAUUUGAAGAUGGUAUGGGGAUGGUUUUAGCAAACCCGCCCCAUUGCCAUCCCUAUAUACAAGACGAAGAAUAAGAGAUUGAGCAAUAACAGAAUUUUUUAUUGUUAUUUUGUAAUAAUGAAACAAUGAGGUGGAAAUUUUGAAAUAUUUAAUUUUAGGGGUACACCUAUGGUGACAUGCAAGGCACCGUAACUUGCACAAUUCGGUCGACCUAUGUGUUCAUCCUUUCGACCAAUUACACCAUCGUGGUCAUUCUUAUAGAAACUACGGUCGACCAUUAACAUAUAAUGGACGACCAUUUUAAGGUAGUCAAUACCAAAAUGGUCGACAAUAACAAAAAAUUGGUCGACCGAUUUGAGGCAGUCAUACAAUAAAUGGUCGACCAGAAUAGGAAAUAGGUCGACCUUUCAAUUUAGUCAUAUACAAAAUGGUGGACUGUAAAAAACAAAGAGAUCGACCACUUUAGGACAGUCAUUACCAAAAUGAUCAUUACCAUAUAUGGAAUGAGGCCGACCAUUUCCAGCAAGAGGUUGACUAGAUAGAAAAAGAGUCGACAACACAUCAAUUCAUUCCUCUUGAAGUGAAACGUAGAGGAAAAUGUUGAUUUUACGGUCGGCUGCUUAUAGUAAAAUAAGCAUGCGACCUUUGAUUUUUGUGCUUAUGCCUGUCGACGUGUGGACUUUGUUUUGUCUAAAAAAUUAUGAUAGAAACCAACAAAUUCAAUCCACAAUCAUAAUAGCAAGAAAGCCUAACUUUUUAACAGCUUAAUCACUAACACCAAAUACAAUAAAACACACCUCAUAAUAGUUCACACAUACCUAAAAUAAAAAACCACAACAACUUAAUAUCAAUCUACGAUCAUAGUUACUUUAAAUCAAAUCGUCUUUAAGAC